UCAAAUUUAGUCUGAUAACAUUCCUCUGGAGUACCCUGGGAGAGUUUACUAUGCUAAAGGCAUGUAUAAAUGCCAGGUGUUGUUGGCAUCUGACAAAUGAGAUUUGCUGAUUGUAUAGCAAUCUAGUUUGUGAAGCUGGUGAUCAGCUGAACAGAAUCGAUUGAAGUUUCAUGUCUUUGACGACUUUGUGUAUGACUGCUCACAGUACCACAGCUAAGACUGGGCUUCACUCUUUUAAGAUACAUGAGGGCCAUGGAUUGUGGUUGGCAGUGCUUGACUCAGUGCACAGCUGGGCUUCAAAUAUGGCACUGGUGUUGAAAGUCUGGGAGUGUCUUAGCAGUGGAUUUGCAGAUCCUUAUUAGAAAGGUUUAACAUCCCUUCCUUUGAGCCUCAGAUCAUGUCAGCACAGAGCAACAUCAACCUGGGACCAUCCGCCAAUUCCUUUGCCAAACCAACGGACUUUGAUUUUCUAAAAAUAAUUGGGAAAGGGAGCUUUGGAAAAGUUCUCCUUGCUAAACGUAAGUCUGAUGGCAGGUUUUAUGCUAUUAAAGUCUUGCAGAAGAAAAUGAUCCUGAAUAGGAAAGAUCAAAAGAACAUUAUGUCUGAACGCAAUGUGCUACUGAAGAACCUCAAGCAUCCUUUUCUGGUUGGGCUCCACUACUGCUUUCAGACAACGGAGAAACUUUAUUUUGUCCUGGACUAUGUUAACGGUGGUGAGCUGUUCUUCCACUUGCAACGAGAACACACUUUUCCAGAACCAAGAGCUAGAUUUUAUGCAUCGGAGGUGGCCAGUGCCAUAGGAUACCUACAUUCACUCAACAUCGUGUACCGGGAUUUGAAGCCUGAAAAUAUUCUCUUGGAUUCUCAGGGCCAUAUUGUACUGACAGACUUUGGGCUUUGUAAAGAAGUAAUAGAACCAACAGGAACAACCUCUACUUUCUGUGGGACACCUGAGUAUCUUGCCCCAGAAGUUUUACAAAAACAACUCUAUGAUCGCACUGUUGACUGGUGGUGCUUUGGUGCGGUCCUCUUUGAGAUGUUGUUUGGACUGCCUCCCUUUUACAGUGAAGAUGUAGCUGAAAUGUACAAUAACAUUCUUCACAAGCCGCUCUACUUGCCUAUGGGAAUAUCAGCAGCUGCUCGUGAUAUUCUGAUGGGACUCCUACAAAAAGACCAGAAGAGAAGAUUAGGAGCUGAAGCAGAUUUUCUUGAUAUAAAAAAACAUGCAUUUUUUUCAUCCAUUAAUUGGGAGGAUAUCUACCACAAGAGAAUUACCCCACCAUACAAUCCCAAUGUGGCAGGCCCUGGUGACCUCCAGCAUUUUGAUCCCGAAUUCACUGAAGAAAUUGUCCCUAAUUCUGUGGGACGCAUUCCUGACUCUACUAUGAACAGCCCAACAACAACAAGUGCAUUCCUGGGAUUUUCCUAUGCUACUACAGAUGAUAAUUUAAGAUGAUAACUAAGUAUUUAGGUGAUCUGAGAAACUUAAAUGAACAUGCAAUCAAGAAGAAGAGAAUGUCACAGAUAAGAUGGCUUCAGCCCAAAACCUUCUGGAGAAAUUAAUGUUUAUUUUGAAUGAAAAAUGACUUGUUUACAGUCUUCUGAACAGUAUAAUGCAUAUGAAUAUGUGUUUUUGAAAUACUUCAUGUAGUCAAUCUCCCAUUAGAGUAUCAAUGUGCCUGUGGAACUCAAUUCUAAACAUGUCAGCACAAGAACAUUUACAUGGUAAAAAUGUCCCCAUCUCUUCUCUACCUGUUUUGCUUUAAUGUCACGCAUAUCUUUGUAACUUCCAGCCUGUAAUAUACCUUGAUGUUGAUUUUGUUUGUUUUAGUCAUUAUGAGCAAGCUGACACUUAAAUAGACUGUUUAAAUAAUUAAUAAAUUAUAGUGAUUUGAUUA
This is a messenger RNA of Chiloscyllium plagiosum (whitespotted bambooshark), 1898 nucleotides long. It is a transcript of the gene sgk2a, whose product is annotated as serum/glucocorticoid regulated kinase 2a. The record is from RefSeq and is a predicted model, not a curated record. Lineage: Eukaryota; Metazoa; Chordata; Chondrichthyes; Orectolobiformes; Hemiscylliidae. Gene Ontology annotation, molecular function: protein serine/threonine kinase activity; ATP binding. Gene Ontology annotation, biological process: protein phosphorylation.